Messenger RNA from Linum tenue, 458 nucleotides. The record is from the annotation of a GenBank genome assembly. NCBI's taxonomy places the organism in Eukaryota, Viridiplantae, Streptophyta, Magnoliopsida, Malpighiales, Linaceae.
AUCAGCCGCCUAAAAUCCACGGCAGGGAUUUCAAGAGGAGCGGCGGUGGAGGUGGAGGGAGGAGGAGCGUUAGAGCGCCGAGGAUGAGAUGGACCACCACCCUCCACGCGCACUUCAUUCACGCCGUCCAGCUCCUCGGCGGCCAUCAAAGGGCGACGCCGAAAUCGGUGUUGGAGCUGAUGAACGUGAAGGAUCUAACCCUAGCUCACGUCAAGAGCCACUUACAGAUGUAUAGAACGGUAAAGAGUACAGACAGAGGACUACCAACAACAGGAGGAGAGAUGACAGAAAAGGACGAUGAGCAGAACCAAAUUUCUGGCCAUGGAAUCAGUCAUUGUAUUGAUCAUGAUAAUGGUGAAGGAGACAUGAUCGAUGAAGUUGAAGGAGCAGUAGUAGUAGGAGCAGAUAAUGAAACCAACUAUUCUCCUCGUGUUUUCCUCAUCAAUAACCAACCACCC